This is a messenger RNA of Epinephelus fuscoguttatus (brown-marbled grouper), 1219 nucleotides long. RefSeq names its product BAALC binder of MAP3K1 and KLF4 b (gene baalcb). The record is from RefSeq and is a predicted model, not a curated record. The transcript has 5 exons. Lineage: Eukaryota; Metazoa; Chordata; Actinopteri; Perciformes; Serranidae. Gene Ontology annotation, cellular component: cytoplasm. Bases 564 to 1109 code for a protein of 181 amino acids.
AAUAAGCUCAAGGAGACUGACAGCUAAAAUCAAAGUGUGACGACCGACCCCGGUCUCCCCUAUAUUAUUUUAAAGUUUACCUGGCAACAGCUGUAACCUCCUCAUAAUGUGAGGCUACCUGACAUACAGACCGUCUCUUAAUGAAUCCACCUUUCCUGCGGUGGAGAGGAUGGAUGCAGCGGGUGGUGCGGACAGACGCGCAGCCUGUUGAGGACUUUCAUUAUUGACAGCAUGUUAACGCGUCUGUCUGGGAGACGACACGGAGGAGCGACCGAGCAGAGACACAAACAGGCAGCCUCCAUCAUCAGUGACUAGCUGGUUUUGAUGAUCGAUCGGCUCCUGUGUAAUAUGGUUGCCUUGACCUGAUUGACCAUCAGCGGAUGGUGCCUUCAGAUGGUAAUGGAGAGCUGUAAGCAAGGCUGAGUUAACAUAGAAGAACUCAACUGACUCUGUAAAGGAUAGAAGUCUUUGGAGCCUGAUCUUAUGAGGACACUCGGUUUUUCCCACAGCUCUGUGCUGUGCUAAGAGUCCAGCUAGAAGUGAGGGCGCCCUGAGGCAGAGCUAUGGGCUGUGGGGGGAGCAGGACUGAUGCUCUGGAGCCUCGGUACCUGGAGAGCUGGACCAAGGAGACUGAGUCGACAUGGCUGACCGGCACGGACACUGAUAUCCCCCUGUCGUCCAUCCAGAGCAUCCCCUCUGAGAACUCUGAGGCCGGCUUCGCGUCAGAGAAAACAAUCAGCCCUGCUCCAGAUUUCUUCGAGGACGGCCUCCCUCUUCCCGCUCAGGCGUACCUAAAGGUCUGUUCAGCCGUGUCUGAAGCCAGUCUGAAUGAUGUGAAACCCAGCACUCCGCCUGCAAUACUGGGCUCUCCACCCAAGGUGGCGGUGUUACCAUCAUCUGGCACCACAGUGCAGCGCAGAAGCGUUCUACACACUGAAGAGAUUACAAAAUGGCAGGACAAUCGGAUGUCGACCAAGCAGGUGACCAUCACGGUGACACAGAGCAUCCACCAGGUGGACAAGAACGGGAAGGUGAAGAAGUCCCUCACCACCUAUGAGGUCAUGAAGCCUGUGGAGAGCCUCAAACAGGUGGCUACACAAAACACUUGAGUGCAGGGGAGGCGGGAAGAAGCCAAAGAAAAAUGAAGAUAAAUUUGUGGUAAAAUAUUUUAUGGUUUGAUGGCUGAUGGAAGCACAACAAGGACAAGACUGUGAACUAU